GUUAUGACGUGUGUGCGCGUUUAUAUUGUUGCUAAGUUCCAAGUACCUACCUUUAUACCUUUGGAAAUGAUUUUAUAACAAUAAAAAAAACUCAUCAAUAAAUUGUGAACAAUUAAAUAAAAGAAUAAAAAGUUAAUGUGAUUUUUGUGUCCAUUAACAAAAGGAUAAUACAUUUCAAUAUUUAAAAAAAGGAUAAAUCUAUUUUUAAGAAAAAAAAGAAAGAUUAUAAAAUUAUUGUGUAAAUUGUGCGUCAACAAAACGAAGUCUGUGAAGUUUUGUUUUUUAAACUGCUUGUAGAAGAAAAUUAUGAGCUUACCCAGUGGCGUUGAUAUGCAAAAUCUAAUGUCACAACAUCCGGUUCUGGGAGCAUUGCCACCUGCGUUCUUUCUACGUGCUGCAUCUGAACGCUACCAAAGAACACCGAAGUGUGCUAGAUGCAGAAAUCAUGGCGUUGUAAGUGCCCUAAAAGGACACAAACGCUACUGCCGCUGGCGAGACUGUGUUUGCGCUAAAUGCACAUUGAUUGCGGAACGACAACGUGUCAUGGCAGCUCAGGUGGCUCUUCGCCGUCAACAAGCUCAAGAGGAAAACGAAGCUCGAGAGCUGGGAUUACUGUAUUCGUCAGUGCCAAGUGCACAACAGAAUGGUGGUAAUAAUGGCAACGGAAAUGGGGGCAAUGGAGAUGGCGGUGGUGUUCCUUCGCAACAACCGCAGGGAGUUUUUCAUUCGGGAAUUCCAUCGCCACCAAGUGAUAUGGAUGCUAAUCAACGGGUGCAGUUCAAUGGCAGCGAACCGGAUUCGGAUAGGAUACGUUCGGAUAGAUUGUCGAUGGGUUAUUCACCGGAUCGAACGGAUGUUGAUAGUCCUGGAUCGAAACGUGCCCGUCUCUCGAAUGAAACGGAUCAAGACACCGGCUCAGAAUCAUCACCCAGCAGUCCACGACACAAAAGCCAGACGUACAACCACCAUUCGGCGAACCUUUCUCCAGCUCGAACUGGUCCACCGAGUUCGCCUGAAUCCGACCUCGAUGUGGAUUCCGCUCCAGAUGAGGCCACCCCAGAGAAUCUCAGUCUGAAGAAGGACGACUCGACUUCACCGCCAACGACACCCUCCGAUAGUUUGCAUAUCCUGCGCAGUUUCAGCAACAAUGGACAAGGAUUCAUCCCCUAUCACCAUCAUUCGCAGUUCAUGCCAGCCGCCAUGCCCACUCACCAGCUUCAGCAGCAACAUAACCAGCACCAGCACCAGCAAAGGUCGCCAGUCGAUGUGCUAUUGAGAGUGUUUCCCAAUCGGCGACGCAGCGAAGUGGAACAACUGUUGCAACGCUACAGGGGCGACGUCCUGCAGGCAAUGGAAGCCAUGCUCGCCGGUGAAGACAUGACGCAAGCCUUGAACCCAGCCAAUGUGCCACCCUCACCACCGUUCCCAAUCAAAUCGGCAUUCUCGCCACUAGUGCCACCCGGAGUGUUUGGUUCACCCACCAAUCGAUAUCCUUUCAUGCAGGCCCACGCCAAACGUUUCCUGACAGCGCCCUACUCCGGAACGGGCUACAUGCCCGGCGUCCUGCAGCCCGACGCAGACCAAUCGGAGUCCAAUAGUGCCAACACUGACCGAAAUAGCAACACUGGUGAUUCACAGGAUUGAAAAGCUGGCCUUUCAAUCCUUUAAGCAGAAUUAAAAAAAAGAAUCCUUUAAGCUUCUGGUGUAAAUACUAAAAAUUGUAGUUGUUUCGCAUUAUUGUAUAGAGAGCAGAGUUAAGUUUAGAACUUUAUCAAAUUUAGAGAAUAGAAUUAUGUAUCAUAAUGUAUAUCUGAAUAUGAAUAAUAAAGUAAUUCAAUUUAUGAGUGUAAAAUUAAAAAAGAUUUAAGUUUAGUUUAUGUAAACGAAGUUAAGAUAAAACAUAAAAUAAAAGACAAAAGAUAAACUGAAACUAAAUGUUAAGAAUCCGUAUAUAAAAAUAAAAAGAAAAAACAAA
Messenger RNA from Eupeodes corollae, 1975 nucleotides. It is a transcript of the gene dmrt99B, whose product is annotated as doublesex- and mab-3-related transcription factor A2. NCBI's taxonomy places the organism in Eukaryota, Metazoa, Arthropoda, Insecta, Diptera, Syrphidae. Gene Ontology annotation, molecular function: RNA polymerase II cis-regulatory region sequence-specific DNA binding; ubiquitin binding; DNA-binding transcription factor activity, RNA polymerase II-specific. Gene Ontology annotation, biological process: sex differentiation; regulation of transcription by RNA polymerase II. Gene Ontology annotation, cellular component: nucleus. The record is from RefSeq and is a predicted model, not a curated record. The coding region runs from base 307 to 1644 and encodes 445 amino acids. The transcript is spliced from 4 exons.